Molecule: messenger RNA, 1377 nt
Organism: Hydractinia symbiolongicarpus
Lineage: Eukaryota; Metazoa; Cnidaria; Hydrozoa; Anthoathecata; Hydractiniidae
Product: dehydrodolichyl diphosphate synthase complex subunit nus1-like
Exons: 5
Coding region: 91-936 (281 amino acids)
Cellular component (GO): endoplasmic reticulum membrane; dehydrodolichyl diphosphate synthase complex
Molecular function (GO): ditrans,polycis-polyprenyl diphosphate synthase [(2E,6E)-farnesyl diphosphate specific] activity
Source: RefSeq, a predicted model, not a curated record
CCAUGAUUUGUGAUCACAACUCACAAUAGACAUGGCGGCAGCUCGAAUGUUGGAUUUCCUGGUUUCUUAACAUUCUCUGAACUAUUUAUUAUGAUGGAUAAACGACAAACUAUUGACGAGUACGUCCAAUCGUCACAGAAGAAUGUGUUAAAGUAUAUCCCUCAGGUGUUUUUCAAGAUUACCCUCAUUGCUGUGCAGUAUACUGUUCGAUAUUUGUUAUUAUUUUGUACAUUUCUAGCUGAAUUCCGCAGGGUUUACGCUGUUUCUACGAAGCGCUUUACUGGUGGAUUAGCAUAUGAUCAUUUACAGCGUGAUUUAGGUAAUUUAAGUAAGUUACCAAAACAUAUGAGCUUUGUCAUCAACGAAGGAGUUGGAACUGACUAUUGUGACAUUACAAAUUUGAUUGUAUGGACCAUUGCCAUGGGGAUUCCAUACAUCACCCUAUAUGACCGUCACGGUCUUCUCAAAGCUGGAGAGUCAAGAAUAUAUAAUGUUCUAAAGGAAAAAAUUGCCUUCUUUCUUGGUAAAAGCAAAGCUGAAGGAAUUGACAUUAUUGUAAAGAACAGCUCAACUAAAUAUAAAAAUGGAAUAACCUAUCCAAAACGAGUGUGUGUUCAAUUAUUAUCAGAAGAAGAUGGAAAAACUGAUCUUCUUGAAUCAGCAAGGCGAAUUGCUUCAGACUAUUCACAAAAAAAUUUGGAAAUGAAAGAAAUUAAUAUUGAGUAUAUAGAUAAAUCGUUGAAAGCUACUGAAAAUAUACCUGACCCAGAUCUUAUAAUUCAAUUUGGCCCAGUAAAUUCUUUAAUGGGGUUUUUACCUUGGCAAACCAGAUUAUCCGAAAUAAUACAUGGUGACUCACACAAAAAUAUAUCGUACAAUAAGUUCUACGAACUUCUACAAAAAUACAGCAAGUGUAAUCAAAGAUUCGGAAAAUGAAACAGUUCAUUGACAGAGGGUGAUGCAACAAAUAAGUUUUUUGACUUCGAUGAAAUAAUAACUGCGUUGAAAAAAUUACUGAUUUCUAUAAAAUAUAGAAAUAGACAUUCAAGUUGAAAUGCGGUCAAUAGGUUUUAUGAGAGAGGUUUUAUAUAAAGAAUGAAUUGAAAACCUUUAGUGGGUUGCUCUUUCACAAAAUCAAAGAGUUCGAAAUUCAAAGGAACAUCUCAGAAUAGAGAAUAGAAGGUUUAUAUAGAACUUUUUUUCUUAUUCUAAAACUUCGGUUUUAGUAAAAAUAUAUGAAAUUAAUAAAAAGUAAAUAUUUUUUCGCUUGGAAUAUACAUUUUUUAAAUACGUUAGGUCUAUUAUACAAUAUUCAAAUUUUUUUGAAUCUUUAUUAUAACUACUUGAAUAAGAGAAUAAUUUAUACAGGUCUGUUGA